Cladocopium goreaui is the source of this 3420-nucleotide messenger RNA. The record is from the annotation of a GenBank genome assembly. NCBI's taxonomy places the organism in Eukaryota, Dinophyceae, Suessiales, Symbiodiniaceae.
AUGCGGAUCGUGCAACACGGCGUGGAGUUUGGUCGGAUGUCGUCGAAUGGUGCGAAGAAUGAGUUGGACGACCGGCAAACGUUGGGCGUGGGGGCCGAGAAGUGGGCGGUGAGCGACACCCACGUGGAUAUGACGGCCGGGGGUGGUGCAAUUCGGCCUGUGGAGUUGCAGGCAGAACCGCAGUCGGUGACGUUUGACCUGGCGCGGGCGGCGCUGGUUGUGGUGGAUAUGCAGAAGGACUUCUGUGCCCCGGGCGGUUGGGCCGAUGCGAAUGGGAUGGACGUAGGUCCAGGUCGCGCGCCGAUCGAGCCGUUAAGAAAGCUGUUGCCGGUUGUUCGUGCGGCUGGUGUUCCUGUGAUUUGGCUCGACUGGGGAAACCGGCCCGACCAGUUGAACCUGCCGCCGAAUCAAUUGCAUAUUUUCCAGCGUACCGGGCGCGAGAUUGGUCUUGGUGACACGUUGCCGGGCGGCGGGCAUGUGCUCGAGAAAGACUCACCGUCGGCGGCCGUGGUCGACGAGUUGGAGCAGAUGCCUGAGGAUAUUUGCGUCGACAAGUAUCGCAUCAGCGGUUUCUGGGGCACCGAGUUGGACGCGAUCCUCCGCAACCUCGGCACGCGAACGAUUUUCUUCGCCGGGGUUUGCACCGACCAAUGCGUGGCUAGCACAUUGCAAGAUGCAAGCUUUCUCGGUUAUGGCUGCGUGCUGCUUGCCGAUUGCUGCGCCACGUUCACGCCUGAGUACUGCACCGAGGCCACGCUAUUGAAUGUCAAAGUUUGUUUCGGAUUCGUGAGCGAUUCGAGGGCGCUCAUCACGGCCGUGGGUGGCUUAUCGGGCCGUGGUUGUAGUGAUGAUGUUCUUUUCGGUGGGGUCUUUGCCGGGGGUUAUCUUCCUGGAGAGGUGACUCGAGGCUAUGAACUGGUGCUGGAACGUGCCCAAAACAUCGCCACUUCGAGCGCUCUUUUCUUGGCUUUGUUUGGCCUCAUUCUUAUCUUUGGGUGCAUCACAGGCCUGCUGGGGGCGGUGAUUGGCUUGUUAUGUGUGGUUGCUGUCUGGUACGUCGUGAUGCGGAUCGAUCGAGCGACGGACCGGGUUUACGAGCGGGUGGAUCACUCGUUUGAUGUUGCGGGCGAACGGCUGGGGGAUGUGCAGGAACGGGUGGCCGGGGCUGCACUGUCGGCGGAGGAGUUGCGGGAGAGCUUGCGGAAUGCGGGCACUGAGCGGGUGCGGGAGAACCUGGACUCGCUAUUGCGGCCGGAGGAGCGGAUUGAACGACUGGACGGGAGCCUGGAGCAGGCUGGCACGAUGCUUGAAGCUUCUGCGGAGGUUGUGGUGCAUGUCCAGGAAACGCUCGGGUUAUUCGAAAGCUUGGGGCUGCCGGUUUCUGCCGAGACGGUUCAGCCGGUGCUCGAAGGCGUAACGCGGUUAAGCGAAGAGGUUGCUUCUGCACGUGAGACUGUCGAGUCGCUGGGGGAGAGAGUCAGCGGUGAAGAUGCAGACGCCGCGGCUGCGAACCGGGUACAGCAGGUGCUUGAACUGGCAGCUAGAUUGCUAGCGAUGUUGGGAAGCGUCGACGAGCGGAUUGUCGCUGUGCAGGGCAGGUUAGCGGAAACGCAAGAACGGGUUGCGUUGUUCAAGCAGCGGGUGACUACUCGAAUUCACCUGGCCGCAGUGGUGGUGAGUUGCUUGAUCGUGUGGAUGGCCGCGGGUGAGUUCGCGUUCGAGCAAAGGCUGGGCUGGAAGAAGCGAAUUCUGCUUGGCAGGAUCGAGGCUGAAAUCGUGUUUGGCUCUGACGGUGAACCUCCUUCCGGUACAUUGGUGCAUAGCGCCAAAGCGUGGAUCGAGGCGUGGGAAAACCAACUUCCCAAGAUCCACGAGUACAUUCGUGCUGAGUUUGGCAAUUGGGCCGAUGAACCGAAUUUGCCCGACCCUCGAAAACUUGAGGUGGAAUCGCUCAACUUUAUUUGGAAGGAUGUGCAUCUUUCGGUAACGGAGGGGGCGCGGUUUGGGUUCUUGGGACCGAAUGGGGCGGGGAAGACGACGGCCAUUCGAGUGCUGUUGGGGUUCUUGCCGCCAAGCUCGGGGGUUGCCCGAAUUUUUGGACGGGAUUGCUGGGGCGAUUCUCGUGCGAUCAAGGCCGAAGUGGGCUAUCUGCCGGGUGAUUUACGGCUAUAUCCCUGGUUGAGCGGACUGGAGGCCGUGCGGAUUGUCGAACGGGUGCGGCGAAAGACGCUGCUGGCGAGUGCUCGCGAUCUUGCGGAAUUGUUCGACCUUGAUCUGAAGGUCAAGGUUCGCCACAUGUCGCGAGGGAUGCGGCAGAAACUGGGGAUCAUUCUGGCGCUUGCCCAUCGUCCGCAACUGUUGGUGCUGGACGAGCCAACGAUGGCGCUCGAUCCCUUGAUGCAGGCCACGCUGCAAGCGCACUUACGGGAACUCGCAUCGAAAGGCCAUACGCUGUUCUUCUCGAGCCACACACUGAGCGAGGUGGAACAGCUCUGCGAUGAGGUGGCAAUCAUUCGGCAGGGAAAGAUCGUGGCCAACGAAUCGCUGGCUUCGUUGCGAAACAAGGUGCGGCGACAGGCAACGAUUCGAUUUCGGGCUCAUUCCAUUCCGGAACAGGCUCCCCCGUUUCUUGGGAACCUUCGUCAGGACGGCACGACCUGGAGCGGAAGCUUGCAUGGCAGUGUGGACGAACUUGUUGCCUUUCUGGCCGCCUAUGAACUCGAAGACUUGAUCGUCGAGGCCCCCGAUCUGAUUGAGUUCCUGCGACAGUUCAUCAGUGCCAUGCUGGGGGCGAAGCUUACUGAUCAGCUGUCGCCUACCACGUUUCUGGCGUUGGCCUGGGUGCAUCCGGUGAUUCUGGCCCUGGUCUGGGCACACGCGGUGGUGGUUUGCACGCGGGUGCCGGCCGGGGAGAUUGAUCGAGGGACAAUCGACGUGCUGCUGGGCUGGCCGAUCAGUCGAUGGGAAUUAUUUGCAUCGGAGACGGUGGUCACACUGUUCAGCGGCUUGGUGGUGAUGGCGGCCAUGGUAGCGGGCAACAUGUUGGGGAGCAGCGCCGAUCCCGACGUGGACAUUGGGCUGAGGCCACGCGUGAUGAUUGUGUGCAAUCUGUACUGCCUCUAUCUCGCCGUAUGUGGCCUGACCUGGCUGAUGGCCAUGCUUUCCAACCGCCGAGGCGUGGCCAUGACGGUGGUGUUCGUCAUUCUGCUGGGGUCGUUUCUGUUGAACUACCUCGCACAGAUCUGGGAGCCGGCCGAGCGAUUCGCACCGUGGGGACCCAUGCACUACUACACGCCGCUGGUCGUGCUGCGAGAUGUGACCUGGCCGCUGAGGGACAUGGCUGUGCUGUUAGCUGCGGCCGUGGUGCUAUGGGUGGCGGCGGGCUUGGUGUUUCAGCGGCGGGACGUUUGUACGACGUAG